Messenger RNA from Laccaria bicolor S238N-H82, 252 nucleotides. RefSeq lists its product as uncharacterized. Lineage: Eukaryota; Fungi; Basidiomycota; Agaricomycetes; Agaricales; Hydnangiaceae. The record is from RefSeq and is a predicted model, not a curated record. The transcript has a single exon. Bases 1 to 252 code for a protein of 83 amino acids.
AUGCAGGGGGCCACUGGUUAUUGCUGUGUUUCGCCCGCAGUGUCAAAUCCGUUUGUAGUCAACCUUCGAGAGCAACGUGUAAAUUGUGGCGGUGGCAUCAAGAUGGUAAGGAUCGGUGGAGGAAGAAGAGUCGAACAGGCUUGGCCAAAAUCAACAAAGAACAACAAAUGUUUUCUUUUGUUCUCAACUUCUGCGUAUCAGGUUGCGUGGUAUACUUACCCCAUCAUGGCCGCGAUGAAUCAAAGAAUCUAG